AUGGAAAACCACAACUCGCCCACCGGCGCACCGUCCAAUUCGGACCCCAAAGACCCAGCCUCGUUCCUGUCCUCGAUUAUCGGCGUCCCCGUUACCGUCAAGCUCAACUCGGGGGUGGUUUACAAGGGCGAAUUGCAGAGUGUGGACGGGUACAUGAAUAUCGCGCUGGAGAAGUGCAGUGAAUACGUGGACGGGAAAAUGCGACGCAAGUAUGGCGACGCCUUUGUCAGAGGGAACAACGAAGGGGGGAAGGGAAAGGAAGGCAAUGGUUCUUCCGGCGAGAGAAACUGUAAAUGA
Molecule: messenger RNA, 297 nt
Organism: Fonsecaea multimorphosa CBS 102226
Lineage: Eukaryota; Fungi; Ascomycota; Eurotiomycetes; Chaetothyriales; Herpotrichiellaceae
Product: U6 snRNA-associated Sm-like protein LSm6
Exons: 2
Coding region: 1-297 (98 amino acids)
Biological process (GO): maturation of SSU-rRNA; mRNA splicing, via spliceosome
Cellular component (GO): nucleolus; U6 snRNP; U4/U6 x U5 tri-snRNP complex
Molecular function (GO): RNA binding
Source: RefSeq, a predicted model, not a curated record